AUGGACAGUGCGGAGAUGUUGAACAAACUCCCAAAAAAGGAGGUGUUUUGGAAUGCCAUGGAGAUUCAGCAGAUAGAAGGAUUCUGGUUCGCAGAGCAGUAUGUGGAAUCCAUGGCGGCAUUCAGGUCAGAAUUCCAGCCGCGAAGCGACGACAUUCUCUUGACAUCCUUCCCCAAAACAGGAGCAACCUGGCUCAUGGCUCUCUGCCACAACAUCCUCCACCUCGAAGAAGAAGACAUUCUGACGCAGAUGAACCCGCACGACGUCGUUCCCACGGUCGACGCCCUUUACCUUGCGGAUCAAGUCCAGCACGUUCUGCUCCAUUCCACCACCGGCCGAUUGCUCUGUUGA
This is a messenger RNA of Linum trigynum, 351 nucleotides long. NCBI's taxonomy places the organism in Eukaryota, Viridiplantae, Streptophyta, Magnoliopsida, Malpighiales, Linaceae. The record is from the annotation of a GenBank genome assembly.